Molecule: messenger RNA, 1500 nt
Organism: Yamadazyma tenuis ATCC 10573
Lineage: Eukaryota; Fungi; Ascomycota; Pichiomycetes; Serinales; Debaryomycetaceae
Source: RefSeq, a predicted model, not a curated record
AUGUCGUUCACAGUCAAGACUGAAAGUGACCUGUCAUUAUUAGCAAACCUACCGACAGCAACUGUCAAUACUACCAGUAACUCCCCAGCUGGUGCCCCCAACCCAUCCACCAUCAGUCCCAGUCCUACGGCCGCCGCUUCGACCUACACCUCCACCGACACCUCGACCGAUACCUCGACCGACACUUCGACCGAUACCUCAGCUGAUUCCAUUAAAGUCAACUCCAUCAAAGUCGACGUCGUGUCCCAAAAUGAAGUCAGUGACGGUCAACUGUGCUCCAACUGUGGCACAAAAACCACUCCUCUCUGGCGCAGGUCCACCAACGGCACUCUCAUCUGUAAUGCCUGUGGCCUCUAUUUACGCUCCAACAAUACGAAUCGGCCCGUCAACCUCAAGAAAACUCCCAACCUCAUCACAGUCGAAAACAAGAAACAUGGUAGCUGUGCCGGUGAUGGCCAGUGCAACGGUACCGGUGGUAGCGCCGCCUGUAAAGGCUGCCCCGCCUACAACAACCGGAUGUUUUUAAAAAAAAUACACGAGGAGGAAAAACCAAAGGCUCCCACCCCACAGCUGGAUGACCUCGCCAUCGCCUGCUUCAACUGCAACACCACCAUCACCCCGUUGUGGCGCCGCGACGACGGUGGUAACACCAUCUGUAACGCCUGUGGCCUUUACUAUAAAUUACACGGACUGCACCGGCCGGUGAGAAUGAAAAAGGCUACCAUCAAACGAAGAAAGAGAAACAUUGACAAGGAGAAGCCAUCAUCAGCUGCGUCUGAAAUUGAUAUCAACGAGCAAGAAAAGUUGGCUGCAGCCGCCGCCUCGCCCCAGUCGGUGGUGCUGACAGUAAUGACAGUCUCCCCCAAGCUCUCAUUAAGGUCGCCAGCCCAUAUGGAUACCCCAAUCCAACACAAGCACUCAUCGCCCCGCCAUGCCACGCCGCCCCAGGGAGACCUGUCGGUACUCCUGCUCGCACGCCCGGCCCUGGCAGGUCCGACUCUAGGCCAAGCUUUCAUGCCCAUAUCCAUGCCCAUGUCCAUGCCCCAACUUCCUCCUGCUCCCCAGCCGUUCUACCCGUACCCCAUGGCCCAACACCAUUUCCCACCGUACAACGGCUCUGGCCGUAUCCCCAAUGGACCUGGACCCUUCCCAGGACCCCCUCCUCCAAACGCAUACAACCUCCCACCACCCAGACCCGCUUCACAGCCAUCUGUCCCCAUCAAACUCCCUUCAAUUCACAAUUUUGGAACCCACCCUGCCACCAUCGCACGCCCGUUGAUCUCUCCCAAUUCCCACUCCCAAUCACGCGCCUCCUCAUCAUGCCUGUCAUCCAUGGUAGGUCUGAAUGAUGUACCACCCCAUAACCCCCAACAGUCUCCUGUCCUCAAGCAGGAGUCUACACCUCCACGGGAGCACAAGGCGUUGAUGACCGACUUGUCCGUACCGGUCAAGAGUAACAAAAUCUCAAUUGGUGGCUUGUUGAAUGAAGGAACCCUGUAG